UGUUAUUGGGAUAAGAGUUUGCCGUACACUUUACAACUGCAGAUGAUUUUUUAAAAACAAGUCAACGGAGUCGACAGCAAAAUUGAACACUCGAAGGAAGUAAUCAUGGUGCAUUCACAUGCUUCUUAAAAUAUGUCAAGCGGUCUGUCUUCUCUAAGAACAAAGGCUGAUUGAGUGUUAGCGGCAUCGGCUAAUAAUAUCUGAAUGCAUGGAAGGCACAGGCUGAACUUAGUUAAUGCUGUCACCAUGCCGUCCUACGAAGAAUGGAGGAAAACCAUUAACUUCUAUUAUUUCGUGAAGUUCUCUCUAAAUGUCUAUUCAAUGCUCUUCUCGUUACUAGGUCUGUGCGUGCUAAGUAUUGGAGUGUAUGCAGAAGUGGAAAGGCAGAAGAAUCGGACCCUGGAGGGUGUGUUUCUGGCUCCUGCUGUAGUCCUUAUACUGCUGGGUCUUGUCAUGUUCACAGUGUCCGUGAUGGGUAUGGUGGGCUCCCUCAGGGACAACAAGACUCUACUGCAUAUGUUCCUGUGCGUGCUCUGUGUUCUGCUGGCUCUCCAGGCUCUUGCCCUCAUCAUUGCCCUCAUCUUUGAAAAGACGACAAUCAAGUUGUUUCAGAACAAUAUACGAGAGGGAAUCAAGCACUACUAUGAUGACCUGGACUUCAAAAACAUAUUGGACUAUGUGCAAGAAAAGUUUUCUUGUUGUGGGGGAGAUGAGUAUAAGGAUUGGGAAGUAAACCAGUACCACUUCUGCAAUGGCACUAGUCCUUUGGCCUGUGGCGUUCCUUACACCUGCUGCAUCCGUCAAAGUGUUGGAGAAGUUGUCAAUACACUUUGUGGCUAUAAAACUCUCAAUCAGCAGCGUGAAAUUUUAGAUGGUAUAAUCCAUGUGCGUGGCUGUAUCCAUGCUGUGAAUCUGUGGAUGGGUGACAACAUUGGUGCUACAAUUGGAAUUUGCUGUGCCGUCGGGCUACCACAGCUUCUGGGUAUACUUCUUAGCUUUGUCUUCUGGAAUCUUCUGGUGGAAAUGAGUGAGUCUGUAGAUAUGGUGGACUUCAAAAUCCUGAAACGUGCCGGAUUUAAAUACAGCGAUCUAGACCUCUCAGGGGCUGGUUGGUGUAUGUGUCUACCUCGAGAUGGAGGUUACCUGCCUGUACCUGUAGCAGAGCCUGACACCUGGUCUCCAGACCCCAUUCCUUUCGACCUGGAACAAGAACAGUCCAAAAUACCUCUCACAUAUUCCCAGCAGGAGAGCCAAAGAGUCGAGUCACCAAUGGGAAUGGAUGAGGUAGACAAUCAAGCUUAAGAACCACACAGAAAACGAGAUUGCGUCUUCAGUUUAAUUUUUUUACAUUUUUAUUUUUUUUUGUACAUAAGGUUUGCCCUUUUGCACUGUGCGUUGAGAUAAAGAGAGUUGUUAUUUGCACAAUGUGUUGGCAAAAUUGGCAUGAACCAACCAACAAUUCAUUAUUUAUUUAAGAUGAUAUGACACUGAAUUUGGAAAGCAAAUGUUUUGGAAAACAUUUGGUAACUGAGGGAAUCUUGGUAGUAUGGAAAUCUCCACAGGCUUGUAUUUAUCUAACGUUUAAGAACAUAUCACUUCAAAAUGCUGUUUACUUAAUCAGUUAUUUUUCACAUCAUUUUUAUUAAUUCUGUGUCUUUAAAAAGUUAAGGGAGUUUGACUUGUUUUAUUGGUCGUAUUGUUUUAAAUAUGUUAAUUUAUAAGGGAAAUGAUUAAUUAUUGGCAAUCAAUAAUGUUUUUGUUUUUUUAUAAUUUAUAAUUUUAAAUAUAACUUAUGCCUGUACAUCAAUCAAUUCAGGGAAAAAUUGGUAGCUUUGAAAUUCCUUAUAAAUGGUGUGACUGUCAGAUGAAGCUGUGCGUUCAUCACAAGUAGGUGCAUUGUUUCUAUAAAGUUUGACAUGUGCAUUUUUUAAGGCAGGUGCUAUUUGCACCCUGGUGUAAAUAGUGGCAGAUAUUAUUUGCACCCCAACCCUAGUGCAAAUAAUGGUAGAUACUAAUUGCACCCUGGUGCAAAUAGUGUCAGAUAAUAUUUGCAACCAUAUUUAAAUACUAACAUACAGUAUGGGCAUCACUGCAGUAUGUUUAUUGUGUGACACACUACAUUAACCCCUACUCCUAAACCUUACCUUAAAUUUGUUAAAGUUAAAAAUUUAGUUUAGUUUAAAAAAAUAAACUUUGUUUUACUGCAGUAACCAUGGCAUUUUUGUACAUUUACAGUAACCACAAAAUGGUCUGGGUAGCUAAGCAAUAAAGAUGCUGACUACCACACCUGGAGUCACAAGUUCGAAUCCAGGGCGUGCUGAGUGACUCCAGUCCAGGUUCCUAAGCAACCAAUUGGCCCGGUUGCUCGGAUGGGUAGAGUCACGUUGGGUAAACCUCCUAGUAGUCACUAUAAUGAGAUUCUCGCUCUCGGCAGGGCCGCGGAGAAUAGCGAAUAGUGGAAACAGGAAAUCGGUAGGGGAAAAAGAGUGGGACAAAAUACGGUCGCUAGGACAACCGUAGACAUUCACAUGGUCUUUAGACCCCACACCACUGCAGAGACAUCUACUGUUUAGUGUUUUGUAUAUUUCCAAGUGUCCCUGGCUGCAGCUUGCAGAACGGGGUGGGGCAACACAUUGGGGUGUGGCUACACGUGUCGCCCCACCCAUAACUUACUCUCAGUGGCUCAUCUUUUAUUGGUGUAGAUGCAUUUUAAAAUAGCGUAGCCCGGUAAUAUUUAUUAUAGUGCUGUGGUUCGUUAGUGAUAUGAAAUUGUGUUGUACCUCACGGUUCAUUGCAAACAGAUGUAGUAGGAGUCUGACUGAGCAGCCUGUUUUUGUUUCAGUCGUGUUGAAAGCGGAGGGCUAAAUUACUAAUCCUACUAUGUUGGUUGUAGUCAGUGUUGAUAUAAUUAGGAAAAAAUACUUUUAUUUUAGUGCUAUGACUCGUAAGUGACUUUGUUGAGUCGCAUGGACCGAUGAACAAACUCUGUUGAUGUGUCUGCUGUCAUUCAAAUCUGUAAAUGCAAUUUCACAAAGCAAUUUCACAAGCCAAAGACAUGAAUUAUUAAUUAAAUUAAUUAUAACAUUUUAAUUGAGUGAAAAUGUAAAAGUAUCAGUGUUGUUGUAAUUUGUAUUUUAAUUUAUGACCCAACAUAUGGAUUAUGAAGCUCUGUCUACUGCAAUUUAAUUGUAAAUUACACUCCAAUUCUCGCAAAAGUUAUAUAGAUGUAAUGUAAACGUAUUUUCAAAUUUUCUAAAAUUGGUAGACAGAAUACAAAAACCCACAUUGUUCAGUCAUUUGUUCAUAAGGCAUAUGCUUGUAUGCAAUGGGCACUUCUCUAAAAGCUUUUAGUCUCCAGGUUUGUGCCGCAUCAUCAUUAGUGAAAAUUUUCCAUGAUUAAUAAAUAAUAGAUUCUUUCAUUGACCAAGUUUGCUUUAUGCACGCCGUCUGUAUCUGCUCGAUCUAUUGAUUACUCUGUAUUUUAGGAAGUUAGUCUUUUAAUUUAUGCCAUCAAUAAUAGCAAACAAGAGGCUGAUGAAAUGAUGAAAAUUGUUAUGCCAUUCUUGAAAUAAAAUCCAUGGAAUUUAGGAUUGAAUAUCACAUACAAGUAAUCAAAUGGUUUGGCUCAACUAUUCAAUAUUUCUCAAACUGAUAACACACCAGCAACGAUGACCACAUCUCCUAUCAUGUAUGUCUAUGAAAGAUGAACGAGCCAAUGAGAUUAUGUUAUAGGUGGUUGAUGCGUGUAGCCCCGCCUCAUUCUGCAGGCUGCAGAAAGGUCCUUCCUCAACAUUAUGGAUCUUCUUUUAUUUUAAAAAGGGCAAGUGGUUUUUGUCAUUUCAUUUGAUUUUAGUAUCCUUUCUUAUUGGUAAGAUGAUGAAUUAAAAUAAUAUUUAUUGUAGUGUUGCCUUAAUUACAUCAAAAGCUUUUUCCCCCUGUACCUCAGGCUGUUCUGGAAUAGCCACCUUGAUUUACAGGUCAUUUAUAGUAAUGAUUUUUAAUACUAAAGGAAGUUCUGGCCUUGUGUUUAACACUACUUGAAGUUUAAUUUGUCUAUAGAUAAUGCUCAUAAUUAACAUUUGGUUGUUGUAAAGUGCUGUCCUAAUGUGGAGUUCAUGCUUUAUCUUUGAUUUUUGAUGAUGGAAAAAACUGACAAGUUUAGCUUGAAGGAUGUCAUAAUGCAACUGCCAUUAAUGCAUAAAAAACGCCUUUUAGUUGCAUGUAUUCAUUUUGAAUACCUCACGUUCUCACCUCUUUGCUAAUACUGAAUUCCUAUUGAUGGUGUUGUUCAAAAUAGAUUGCUCUGCUCCAGCUAAUGUAGCUCUGGUUUUGUAGUGACACUAAUGUGACUUUGAAUAAAAUGUGCUUGAA
Messenger RNA from Xyrauchen texanus (razorback sucker), 4371 nucleotides. RefSeq names its product tetraspanin-15-like. Gene Ontology annotation, cellular component: membrane. The coding region runs from base 205 to 1302 and encodes 365 amino acids. The transcript is spliced from 8 exons. Lineage: Eukaryota; Metazoa; Chordata; Actinopteri; Cypriniformes; Catostomidae. The record is from RefSeq and is a predicted model, not a curated record.